GCAGUGAAGCCAGUCUGCAGGUUGAGAGGGACACCAGCAUUGCCUCAGUUUUCUAAGGAUGGUGACAUUAUAAUUGGAGGAAUUUUUUCAUUCCAUGACAAUAUUUUAACUGCUAAAAAUAUGUUUACAGCCAUGCCAGAAUCAUUUGUAUGCACAGGCAUAAAUUUCAAAGAAUAUCAGUUUGCACAAACUAUGAUCUUUGCAAUUGAACAGAUAAAUAACAGAUCAGAUAUACUGCCUGGUGUUUCUUUGGGAUAUAAAAUAUAUGAUGAUUGCAGCUCUGUAACUUUAGCCAUAAGGGCAGGUUUGGCUUUAAUGAAUGGAUAUGAUGAAGUAAUGUCUGAUAAUCCCUGCAAUAAGCCUCCAACUGUUGCUAUUAUUGGACACUCUGGCUCAUCUCUUAGUAUAGGUGUUGCUACAGUUAUUUCUUCUUUCCGCAUAUCUUUGGUAAGUUACUAUGCCACAUGUAUAUGCCUUAGCAACAGAAAUGAAUUUCCAACAUUUUUUAGGACAAUUCCAAGUGAUAAUUUUCAAAGCAGAGCACUGGCACAACUUGUCAAGCAUUUUGGAUGGACUUGGAUAGGUGCAGUUCGAAGUGACAAUGCCUAUGGCAACUCCGGUAUGGCUACAUUUUUGCAAGCAGUUCAAGAAGAAGGUGUCUGCAUUGAAUAUUCUGAGGCUAUAUAUAGAACAUACCCAAGGGAGAAACUGUUAAAAACAGUGGAAAUCAUUAAGCAUUCAACUUCAAGGGUCAUUGUAGCUUUCACUACUUUCAUUGAUUUGGAGUUCCUUAUAAAAGAAUUACUCCUUCAAAAUGUCACUGGCUUACAGUGGCUUGGAAGUGAGGGCUGGAUUGCUACUGAAAGUUUAGCUACGGAACAAUAUUAUAGAAUUCUGAAUGGAGCUAUUGGAUUUGCAAUAAGCAAUGCCGUAAUUCCUGAUCUGAAGGAAUUUUUGCUGGGUGUACGUCCUUCAAGCAGUGUCAAUAACAUUGGUUUAAAUGAGUUUUGGGAGGAUAUCUUUAGCUGCUCCAUAAAUAAGGCAACAAAAGAGAAAAUUCAAUGUACUGGAUUUGAAAAUCUGAAUUAUGUGAAUAACCAUUAUACUGAUGCAACAGAACUGAGAAUCACAAAUAAUGUGUAUAAAGCAAUGUAUGCAAUUGCCUAUUCUCUGCAUAAUGGUAUUACUUGUGAAAGUGGACAAGAAGCAUCUGAACAAAUGGCAUGUUUCAGUAAAUUGAAAGUCGAGCCAUGGCAGGUGUUGCACUUCAUGAAAAAGGUUAACUUCACAACCAAAAGUGGUGAAAGAGUCUACUUUGAUGAAAAUGGUGACCCAGCUGCAAGGUAUGAAAUAUUAAAUUGGCAGCUCAGUAACAAUGGAGCUGCCAAAUUUGUAACAGUGGGGAUUUAUGAUGCAUCACUGCCAGAUGGGAAACAGUUUUUAAUGAAUAACAGUGCCAUUGUUUGGACUGGUGGCCAAAACAAGUUGCUAAGAUCUGUAUGUAGUGAAAGCUGUAUACCGGGAACCCGUAAAGCUGUGCAGAAAGGGAAACCUGCUUGCUGCUUUGACUGCAUUCUAUGUGCUGAAGGAGAAAUAAGUAAUGUAACAGAUUCCAUCGAUUGCAUUAAAUGCCCUUUGGAGUACAACGCAAAUGACAGAAGAGAUCGCUGCAUUUUAAAGACUAUUGAAUUUUUAUCGUAUGGAGAAAUAAUGGGUGUGGUGCUGAUAGUAUGCUCAUUGCUUGGCGCCUUUGCUACCAUUUCCAUCGCUGCAAUUUUCUUUUUACACCGAGACACCCCCAUUGUUAGAGCUAACAAUUCAGAAUUAAGUUUCUUGCUCUUAUUCUCCUUAGCACUGUGUUUUCUUUGCUCCCUCACUUUCAUUGGCCAGCCCUCUAACUGGUCCUGCAUGUUGCGGCACACUGCCUUUGGAAUCACGUUUGUUCUUUGUAUUUCAUGUGUUCUGGGGAAAACUAUAGUGGUUUUAAUGGCCUUUAGGGCUACUUUGCCUGGUAGCAAUAUUAUGAAAUGGUUUGGCCCAACACAGCAACGGUUCAGUGUUUGUACAUUCACUAUGAUACAGGUCUUAAUAUGUGCUGUGUGGUUAAUAACCUCACCACCUUUUCCUAAUAAAAAUAUGAAUUCUUUCAAGGAAAAAAUCAUUUUGGAAUGUGAUCUGGGAUUACCAGCAGCAUUUUAUGCAGUGCUUGGAUAUAUAGGGCUUUUAUCUGUCCUUUGUUUUGUACUUUCCUUUCUUGCACGCAAGCUUCCGGACAACUUCAAUGAAGCAAAAUUCAUUACUUUCAGUAUGCUGAUUUUUUGUGCAGUCUGGAUUACUUUCAUUCCAGCUUAUAUUAGUUCCCCAGGAAAGUAUACUGUUGCUGUUGAAAUAUUUGCUAUUUUAGCAUCUAGUUUUGGUUUACUAUUUUGUAUUUUUGCUCCAAAAUGUUAUGUAAUUCUAUUAAAACCUGAAAAAAACACCAAAAAGCAUUUGAUGGGAAAAAUGCCCUCAAAGUCACUUUGA
Messenger RNA from Polypterus senegalus (gray bichir), 2523 nucleotides. RefSeq names its product extracellular calcium-sensing receptor-like. Gene Ontology annotation, cellular component: membrane. The transcript is spliced from 6 exons. Gene Ontology annotation, molecular function: G protein-coupled receptor activity. Lineage: Eukaryota; Metazoa; Chordata; Cladistia; Polypteriformes; Polypteridae. Bases 121 to 2523 code for a protein of 800 amino acids. The record is from RefSeq and is a predicted model, not a curated record. Gene Ontology annotation, biological process: G protein-coupled receptor signaling pathway.